Molecule: messenger RNA, 2740 nt
Organism: Synchiropus splendidus (mandarinfish)
Lineage: Eukaryota; Metazoa; Chordata; Actinopteri; Syngnathiformes; Callionymidae
Gene: bmpr1bb
Product: bone morphogenetic protein receptor, type IBb
Exons: 12
Coding region: 484-2160 (558 amino acids)
Biological process (GO): BMP signaling pathway; cellular response to growth factor stimulus; dorsal/ventral pattern formation
Cellular component (GO): signaling receptor complex; plasma membrane
Molecular function (GO): ATP binding; SMAD binding; transforming growth factor beta receptor activity, type I
Source: RefSeq, a predicted model, not a curated record
GUUGACGAAUGUAGUGAACUUCCUCUGGCUGCCGGACGGGGGUGCUGUACGCAGAACCCCACACUGGACCGGUCGAACCCGGGUUUUCAUGAAAGCUCGUUUUAAAGCACAGGGUCCAGACGACGGCUGAGGAGUUCCGACUGGACCGAGUGAGGAUCCUUUCUGGCUGGUUUUGGAGCGGCACAGACGGAGACGCCAGAGGGCUUGUAGAGCCGUACCUGCAAGGGAGGUGCUGAGUUCAAACCCAGACAUCAAAGUAAAAUAUGCUAACAAUGAAGAUGUUGCGAUGAAGAGGUCGCUUGACGCGAUGACGUCCUUGUAGGCUGUCAGUGUCGACUAGUGCUGGAGGCUGCAGGACGGCUGGGAACUCCUUCAGAAAAGACCGCCGCUGUUCUUACCAAGGGAUCUAUUACACAAGUUCAUCUUCUUGCGCAGGUGCCGCCGCACUUUGGGGAUUUGAACUGGACGGUUAGCGGUGACCUGAUGGUGAUGGUGUUGUGCCUUCAAGUGCGGGCCUGGUCGGCUGUACUCCUGCUGACCGGACUAUUAUCGCAGAUGACUGGAUCUGAUGCAAACCUGUUGGACUCCAUGCUGCUGAAAAAUGGAUGGAAGGGCAGUCAGAAGAAGCAGGAGGGCAGCAAAUCUGCAGUGGUGCCUGAAAACAUCCUGUGGUGCCACUGCAACCAUCACUGUCCUAAAGACUCCGUCAACAACACGUGCAUGACGGAUGGAUACUGCUUCACGAUGGUGGAAGAAGAAGAGGGGGGCAUGGCUGUGUUCACCUUUGGAUGUCUAGGACGUGCUGGCUCCGAGUUCCAGUGCAGAGACACCUGGAACGCCCGCACCAGAAGAGCACUGAAGUGUUGCACCGACCAGGACUACUGCAACACAGACCUUCACCCCACGCUUCCCCCGCUCAGGACUUCUGAUUAUGUGGACAGCAGUGUGCAGUACAUGGCGCUUUUCAUUUCCCUCAUUGUCUGCAUUAUCUUCCUGGGAGUCAUCCUCAUCUUCUGCUGUCUCAGACACAAACGGCAGGAGUCACAGACUCACUACAGUAUCAACCUGGAACCGGACGAGACCUACAUUCCUCCGCAAGAGUCUUUGAAGGACCUGAUAGAGCAGUCGGCCAGCGUCGGGUCAGGCUCUGGCUCAGGGCUCCCUCUACUGGUUCAGCGCACCAUCGCCAAGCAGAUUCAGAUGGUGAAGCAGAUCGGGAAGGGACGCUACGGAGAGGUGUGGAUGGGCAAGUGGAGAGGAGAGAGAGUGGCUGUCAAAGUCUUCUUCACCACUGAGGAGAAGAGCUGGUUCAGGGAGACGGAAAUCUACCAGACCUUCCUGAUGAGACAUGAAAACAUCCUGGGUAAGUGGAGGAGCUCUGUUCAAGCCACGUCGUCGUUCCCACCCUCAACAUCCUCGUGGUCCUCAGGAUUCAUAGCCGCCGAUAUCAAAGGCACGGGCUCGUGGACGCAGCUCUACCUGAUCACAGACUACCACGAGAACGGCUCCUUGUACGACUACCUCAAGUCCAACAGCUUAGACGUCAGAGCUCUGCUGAAGCUGGCCUACUCCUCCAUAUCGGGCCUGUGCCACCUCCACACCGAGAUCUACGGCACGCAGGGGAAACCCGCCAUUGCUCACCGAGACCUGAAGAGUAAAAACAUCCUGGUGAAAAAGAACGGCUACUGCUGUAUCGCCGACCUCGGACUGGCUGUCAAGUUCAACAGUGACACCAACGAGGUGGACAUACCUCCCAACCUGCGAGUGGGAACCAAGCGCUACAUGCCACCUGAAGUUCUGGAGGAGAGUCUCAACAGAAGCUACUUCCAGUCCUUCAUAAUGGCAGACAUGUACAGUUUCGGUCUCAUCGUGUGGGAGAUGACUCGCCGGUGCAUAUGUGGAGGCAUCGUGGAGGACUAUCAGCUGCCCUACUACGACCUCGUGCCCACGGACCCUUCUUACGAGGACAUGAGGGAAGUGGUCUGCAUCAAGGCGCAAAGGCCGCUGUUUAUAAAUCGCUGGGGCAACGAUGAGUGUCUCAGACAGAUGGGGAAACUCAUGUCAGAGUGUUGGGCUCACAACCCAGCCUCUCGCCUCACAGCCCUGAGGGUGAAGAAGACCCUGGCCAAGAUGUUGGAGUCUCAAGACAUCAAACUGUGACAGAGACUUGAGCCCCCAGAGACUUGCCACUGACGCUGCCCUCACUGGCGGUGCACGGCAGUGUAUGUGUGUAUGUUGAAUGAAUGACGUGACAGAUGGAAACAGGAGCCAGAAGAGUGAGAUGCAGCGCGUCAGUGAAGAUUUGUCUUUCUUAUCUUGCAGCCUCGGAGUGAGGAUCCCAAGUGCGCUUUCUGUGAAAGCUAGGUGUUUUUUAUGCCGACGCGGCACAACGUGUUGACUGAGAGGAGCUGAAUGAAAUCCUGUUGGGGCUUCUUUAUUUGCAGUCUUUUGCGCUGCAUCCAAGCGCUGCCCAGCGACCACCCUCUUGUAUUGGAAGGUGAUUUUACAACUUGUUAAUUUAAAGUGACCAUUCUGUUGUCAUGUUAAAUCCACUUUAUUUGGGUUUGUGGGACAGCGCCCCCCCCCUCCGCUUCAGUUUGUCUGAUUUAAAUUAAAGAUUUGUGAGGAUUGUUUGCGACUCUUGUCUCCUCACGAUUGUUUUGACGUUGAUGGAGUAGUUGCACAGUGGCUGUCGCCUAUUUAUCCAGCACAAAUGUGACCAUUCAGCUGAUGGGACAGA